Molecule: messenger RNA, 3873 nt
Organism: Cyprinus carpio (common carp)
Lineage: Eukaryota; Metazoa; Chordata; Actinopteri; Cypriniformes; Cyprinidae
Product: suppressor of cytokine signaling 6-like
Biological process (GO): phosphatidylinositol phosphate biosynthetic process; intracellular signal transduction; regulation of growth
Cellular component (GO): phosphatidylinositol 3-kinase complex
Molecular function (GO): 1-phosphatidylinositol-3-kinase regulator activity
Source: RefSeq, a predicted model, not a curated record
AGGGAGAGGAACGGGCUGUAGCCAAAGUGGCUAGCUAGCACAAAAAAGGGGAAGAGAGAAAUAGAGCUGUCAUAAAACUUUAAGGAAUGUUUCUCUCAUCAAACGAGCAAAUACAGCUGAGGAGAAAACAGCCUCGGCUUUUCGCGUGCAUGAGAUGAUGACAGACCAUCAGCGGUGGGUGUUUGUGUAGUCAAGCAGCUCUUGUUCGUGCGAGGGAGCUGUUAGAUUAGAUUAGCAGCUAGCAGUCUGUUAUUAUUAGCACGCUAAUGCUAAAUGCAAUCCUCGUCGUCAGAUUUACAGACACAUUCGAUCCAGAUCCGUCUUUAUGAAGGAAGAGAGGGGAAUUAAUCUCUAUUUAAAGUGAUGACGAAGGCUUUGGCGUUCACAUGAUUGACAUUGCCCAGUCACAUGGCCAGACUCUGCGGUUAGCAUCCUUCGGUCAGCAGAUAGGACCGUCCCAUGCCCUCACCUGACUGGGUGUACAAGGAUGAAGAAGAUCAGUCUGAAGACGAUCAGAAAGUCACUUAACAUAAAGGGCAAAGAAGAUGGCGAUUUCGUCAUGCUCCAGCAGCCAUCUUUAGCAGCCGAGUUCACCAAGGAUGACUCUCUCUUCGGAGGCUGUUACACCAAAGGGCUGGUAGGUUGUGAUCUUAAUGGGGAGGAUGAGAAGGGUCAUAAGAACCGAUCAAAAAGCGAGAGUCUUAUGGGCACUCUAAAGAGGAGACUGUCUACCAAACAGAAAUCAAAAGUCAAAGGAGGCUCCACCGCAGUAGGCUCUGGAGAUGAUGAUGAUACCUUCUCUUCUUCAUCAGUCCCAAUAAGCUUUAAUGAAGUCAAAGCCCAGCGGCCCUUAAGGUCCUCGUCCCUCCGAAGCCAUCAUUACAGCCCUUCUCCAUGGCCUUUCCGGCCAGUAGGCUCCGAAGAGGCUUGCAUCAAGAUGGAAGUGAAGGUUAAAGCUAUGGUCCACUCCCCCAGUCCCAGUCCCUCCCUCAAUGGCAUCAGAAAGGAGUUCCAUGAGAUCCAAUUAGAAGGUCUGUUCCAGGACCAGAGCGAGUCGUUGAAGGACAUGGAGACUCAGAGUGGCAACUUGCAUUUGAACAUUGAGGAUCACGUGCCUAUUGGACUCACACCUCAGGACUACAUCCAGUACACAAUGCCUUUAAAUGAGGGAAUGUACACCGAUUCAUCCCAGUCCUUCUGCUUGGAUGGUCCCUCGCCAAUGGAAGUGGUCGAUCAGGUCGAAUCGAACUCAUUGCACGUGGAUCAGGGCCCGGAUGACCAUGAUCUCAUGCCAUCGGACAUCCUCAUGGAGCAGGCGGUGAACGGACAUCUUCCUGGUACUCCGGCGAUUGUCCUUUCCAACUCCAGAGCCGACACACCUUUAUUUUCUCCCACCCUGUCACCUCUUUCCAGCAACGGUAUUUCAAGGACCCUCUCUGGUUUCAAUGGUGCAGACUCUCAUGUUGUCGAGAGAGUGAGGCACCACCUGAAUUUUGACCCUAAUUCCGCUCCCGGUGUUAGCAGGGUGUACGAUUCUUUCCAAAGCAGCGGACCCAUGGUUGUAACAAGCCUUACAGAGGAACUUAAAAAACUGGCAAAGCAGGGUUGGUACUGGGGACCUAUAACUCGAUGGGAGGCCGAGGAGAAGCUCAUCAACCUUCAAGAUGGCUCUUUUUUGGUGAGGGACAGUUCAGACGAUCGCUAUCUCCUCAGCCUGAGCUUUCGGUCGCAGGGAAAGACGCUUCACACCAGGAUCGAACACUCGAAUGGCAGAUUCAGCUUUUACGAGCAGCCCGACGUAGAAGGUCACACUUCCAUCGUAGAUCUCAUCGAGCACUCUAUAAAAGACUCUGAAAACGGCGCGUUCUGUUACUCCAGAUCCCGUCUGCCGGGGUCUGCCAUGUACCCCGUUCGGCUGACCAAUCCCGUGUCGCGGUUCAUGCAAGUGCGUUCGCUGCAAUAUCUUUGCCGCUUUGUCAUCCGACAGUACACACGGAUAGAUUUGAUUCAGAAACUGCCUUUACCAAACAAAAUGAAAGAUUAUUUGCAGGAGAAGCACUACUGAACAGACUGUAGUGGGAUAUGGGAGUAAAUUGCACUUUUUGUUGAGUGGCGCGUUCUUAAAACAGUUUACAUAUAUGGAGGUCAGGUGAUCAGUUGCGUAGGUUGACUAUCCGAUCUUCCCACAGAAAUAUGCGGUAAAUUUGUUGUUGCUCAGAUUCAGUGUUUUACAUUUUGCAGGUCUUUUCAGAGCAACGUGGUAAGUCCAGAAACCAUUUAGAAUUGGGAUGCCAUGCCUAAUAUACAUAUUCGUAUUGAUUAUAUAUGUUUUGCAGUAAUGCUAAUACAAAGCUAGGAUUUUGAAGAUUGAAUGUUGCAUUAACGUGCUUCGUUCAUCAAUAGUUUUGCUGUAGUGUAAAGGUGUGAUCACAUUGGUGAAAUUUUGGCAAAAAGCACAGCUAUUUGAAGUCACUUUCAAACUGAGCAGCUUUCUGUUGGUCAGUUUGGCAAAUAUGAUACGAAAAUCUGAGUGAGGAAAUCUUUUGCAUCUUGUGUGAAAUUCCCAGUCAUGUGGAUUACUAUUGAAAUGGGUUUUCGCCCAUGAAAAUUCGCACCUUUACAAGAAAUGAGCUUUCUCUGGAAAUAUGAUGUCAGCCUCGUUUUUGGCAGGUUUUGAUAGUUUUCCUUCUACAAAUCGGUACUUUUAAUGAAACUUGCGAAUAUGCUGGAUGACUGAGUUUUGGUGGAAUACAGUUAUCACGUCGAAUGCAUCAAAGUUCGACAGACAACUUUUUUAUGAGAAUAAGUAUUUAUUUAGGAUUAAUGCUUUACAUUUAUUAGAGGUUUACAGUAAAACGUUUAUUCAUCCGUUUGACUUUUUUAGAUCUGUGCAACAACAAAUUCGGUCAGUCUUGUAUGAGAAGGCCACAAAGAGGACUGUGAAUCACAUCCAAAACAAAUCUUAUUGGAGAAUACAUGCAGAAUUCCACAAAUCUGUGAUGUCAUACUAAAAGGGAGCAGGGAGAGAACAAAAGAUGUUUUGUUUUGUAUUUAUUUUAUAUAGUGUGGUUCAUACAGUAUUCUGUUCUGUUUAAAUCAUUUUUGGCUCAUGUACAUUAAGCAAAGGUUUAUUAUAGUUCGUCUUAUUUGUUUUGUUAAACAUCAUUUUAAGUAUUUUCAUAUUCUAGUACUGGAAUGAUUGGAAUUGGUGACAACCUACCCAAACUUAAAAGCACAGCUUUAUAGAGACAUUUCACUUGUUUAUACUUGAACCAUAAGCAAACCUUUAAUUAAUCUGCAAAUUUCUCAAUUAUGCAUUCUCGAGUGAAUAUGGGAGAUUUUUUUUGCCCUUUGCCGAAUGACAGAAGGCUUUCCUCACCCUCUGUCCUCCAAAGUAGCAGCAUGUCAGCCUGUCAAUAUUUCAUAAACUCUUGCUUCAAGCCAAAAAUGUUGAAUUCAGACAUUUGAGAAGUUAUACACUGUUGUGCAUUUAGUUUUUCCCACGCCACCCAUCCUCUUUCCAGGAACCUGAAAGGGAAUUAUCUGUUGCUUUUGUUUUCUUUAAUGAGGGCUUUAAUAGGGCUUCAGAUAGGAACAAUUGUCAGUCAUUGGAUGCUCUUCUUUUGUAAGAGUUAGUGGUUUUUGUGCAUUGCUUAAAUGAUGCUGGGAUAAAUAUGACAUUAAAUGGUUUAGCUCAUGCGCUCUCAUGAGUCGGCGCUGCUUUGCUUUGGACUCCGUUGGGAUAAUCAGCAAACAGGGGAGCUUAUAAAUGUCUCUUUAGCUGGCAUAUUGAAUGUGUGGGAAUCAGAGCCAGAACUUUCUAUUUGCGGUUUCACACCACACAUGGUCUAAGGCUUUUAAGGGCCUUUUUUU